Hypoxylon trugodes is the source of this 438-nucleotide messenger RNA. RefSeq lists its product as uncharacterized. Bases 1 to 438 code for a protein of 145 amino acids. The transcript is spliced from 2 exons. Lineage: Eukaryota; Fungi; Ascomycota; Sordariomycetes; Xylariales; Hypoxylaceae. The record is from RefSeq and is a predicted model, not a curated record.
AUGGGCGGCAAGCUCGUUCGGGCUCCCGUGGACUUCUCUCAGCCAGCUAAGAUCCUAGAUAGUGGUACUGCUGAUGGAACUUGGCUCUUGGAUCUCGCUACUUCAUUGCCGCCUCUUUCGGCUGGUACCCACGAAUUCGUCGGCACUGAUCUGAACCUAGCACCUUUCCCUCAAUCGACCCCCCAGAACGUGACCUUUACCGUUCAAAACAUCAAAAAGCCAUGGCCCGAGUCUCAACAUGACCAGUUCGACCUUGUUCAUCAACGCCUAACCAUUCUUGGCGCGGGUCCCAACCCUUCUCCCUCCAUUUCUCACCUCUACUCCAUAGUCAAACCUGGUGGUUGGGUUCAGAUCAGUGAAGGAACUAUGGACUUCCCACCUGACAUUGUCAAUGAAGAUCGAACGCCUGCGUAUAGUGACAUGCUCCGGCUGAUGUAA